This is a messenger RNA of Rhinichthys klamathensis goyatoka, 1341 nucleotides long. RefSeq names its product nucleoporin 43 (gene nup43). The record is from RefSeq and is a predicted model, not a curated record. Gene Ontology annotation, cellular component: nuclear pore outer ring. NCBI's taxonomy places the organism in Eukaryota, Metazoa, Chordata, Actinopteri, Cypriniformes, Leuciscidae. Gene Ontology annotation, molecular function: protein binding. The transcript is spliced from 8 exons. Bases 112 to 1230 code for a protein of 372 amino acids.
CUCUGAGGCCGCCAUACUAGGCGAACGCAGGCGGAGGUGGCGGGAUACAUUCUGCUGUAUGUGAAGCACGCUAAACUGAUCAACAACACAACACGACACCAGUGAGACCCAAUGGACUCCAUCAACGCCAAAUACAUCUCCCAGAAGAUCAGCAAGACGCGCUGGCGGCCCGUGUCUGCGGCCUCGCUGCAGCAGCCGGAGCUUUUCGCCACGGGAUCCUGGGACAACGAGAAUAACAAAGUGUCGAUCUGGUCGGUGGGCGAUCAUGGAGUGUCAAACAUGGAUGGAGAGUUUGAUGAAGAGCCUCAGUUACUGUGUGACUUCCAGCAUGACGGAGACGUGCUGGACCUGCAGUUUCUAGAUCAAGACAGGCUCGUUUCUGCAUCAUCAAGUGGGGCUGUGACUAUUUUCAAGCUUCAGUCUGACUGUCAGGCUCUGUCAUCGGCUCAUGUGUGGGAGAGAGCUCAUCAGUACUCCUGUGAUGAUGCGCCCUGCACCUCGGUCGUGUGCAGAAGCCCUGAAAUAGUGUCCGUGGGUGAGGACGGGCGAGUUAUUCUGUACAAGGCCGAUCAGACCGAGGUCGUACGUGUUAUUGAAAAUGCAGAUAGCAGUACGAUUCAUGCCGUGACGUUUCUAAGGACGACUGAAGUUCUCACGGUUAACUCCAUCGGUCAGCUGAAGAUGUGGGACUUCAGACAGCAGAGCGACAGUCCGGCACAAAUCCUCUCUCUCACUGGGGACAGAGUGCCCUUGCACUGUGUGGAUAAGCACCCAAACCAGCAGCACAUAGUGGCCACAGGAGGGCAGGACGGGAUGCUGUGUAUCUGGGAUGUGAGACAGGGCAAUACGCCCUUCUCUCUCAUAGAGGCACAUUCAGCAGAAAUGUGGGAAGUACAUUUUCAUCCAUCAAACCCCAAUCACUUGUUUACAUGCUCAGAGGAUGGGUCUCUGCUACACUGGGAGACGACUUCCGGAUCAGACAUGAGCACUCUCCUGCAGAGGGGCUGGAACAGCAGGGUCAUCUCGCACAGUGCCGUUCCCCAAGCAGGGGAGAAUGACUCGGUGGUCAGUGCCUGGCUGGCCGGGGACUCCAGCAGAAGUAGACUGGAGGCGACUCAUAUGCUGCCCGGCCAGACACUGUCUGUCAACAGUCUGGAUGUGCUUGAGCAGUGUUUAGUGUGUGGGACUGAUGGGGAGGCUGUGUACAUCCACAGACAAGUUCCUGUUUGAUAACUCGCCUAAAACCAGAAUGCUUGGAAUAUUUUUAUACAUUACAUUUCUUUGUUCAAUUGAUUAAAACUAAACAAGAAUGAAGUCAUUAAAAUUGUAUUGUGUACAGUC